UGGGACCAACCAAAAGGGGGCGCAAAAAAGCUGGGAGGUUUACACCUCACGACUAGUACGGGUGGGCGUACCAUACAAAUAGAUCGCAUCAUAAGCUAGAGCCCAUUGGCUGAAACCGAACAACGUCUUUAACAAUACCAGCUGUCAAUCAUCCGCGUGCGUCACUUCCGGUGUCAGGCUGGUCGAUCUGCUCUCCGCUAACAAGGGUCACAAUAACACGGGUUAAACAUAAUAACAAGGGUUAAACACAACACCGGUGGAACCCUAACAUAACAGAACCAUAUGACAACACAAGACAUGUCCAGGCUGUGAACGACGGACACUUCAGCGGAGGUUCGCUUCUCGAGAGCUCCAGGAUGUCGAAGCGGCGGUCGUCAUCGGAGCGGGGGGGCGGCGAGACGUCAGCCAGGGCAGGAAAACUCCUGUGUUCUGGGAUCGCCGGGGGCAACGCCAAGAAGGCUGGGCCCUUCGUGCUCGGCCCUCGCUUGGGGAACUCCCCGGUGCCCAGCAUCGUGCAGUGCCUCGCCCGCAAGGACGGAACGGACGACUUCUACCAGCUGAAGAUCCUAACCCUGGAGGAGCGCUGCGACCCGGCCGCGGAGAACCAGGAGGAGAGACAGGGGAAGAUGCUGCUCCACACGGAGUACUCCCUGCUGUCGCUGCUGCACGGGCAGGACGGGGUGGUGCACCAUCACGGCCUCUUUCAGGAUCGGGCGUACGAGGGCCUGGAGCAGUCUGAGGCCACCAGGGGGCGUAAGCUGAAGAAGAGGAUCUGUCUGGUACUCGACUGUCUCUGUGCCCACGACUUCAGCGACAAGACGGCGGACCUCAUCAACCUGCAGCACUACGUCAUCAAGGAGAAGAGGCUGAGCGAGCGCGAAGCCAUCGUCAUCUUCUACGACGUGGUGCGCGUGGUGGAGGCCCUGCACAAGAAGAACAUUGUCCACAGAGACCUGAAGCUGGGCAACAUGGUGCUGAAUAAACGAACCCACCGGAUCACCAUCACUAACUUCUGUCUGGGGAAACACCUGGUUAGCGAGGACGACCUGCUCAAGGACCAGAGAGGAAGUCCCGCCUACAUCAGCCCCGACGUCCUCAGUGGGCGUCCGUACCGGGGUAAGCCCAGCGAUAUGUGGGCCCUGGGCGUGGUUCUGUUCACCAUGCUGUACGGCCAGUUCCCCUUCUAUGACUCCAUCCCCCAGGAGCUCUUCAGGAAGAUCAAGGCUGCAGAGUACACCAUCCCUGAGGACGGGCGUGUCUCUGAGAACACGGUGGCUCUGAUCCGGAAGCUGCUGGUUCUGGACCCCCAGCAGAGGCUGAGUGCUGCCGAGGUUCUGGAGGCGCUCAGCUCCAUCAUAGCCUCGUGGCAGUCAGUGUCGUCCCUGGGCGCCCCUCUCCAGGUGGUCCCGGACAUCGAUGACCAGGUCAGCCCCCCUGAACACCUACAGGAGGCCAAGGUCUCUGAGGAGGCGUCGCAGUACGAGUUUGAGAACUACAUGCGGCAGCAGCUGCUGCUGGCCGAGGAGAAGCACUCUCUGCACGAGGCCAAGAGCUUCCUGUCCCAGAGGCACUACGGCAGCACCCCUCCUGUCAGGAGACUGGGGCUGGACGCCCAGCCCGUCAGCCCUCUGGACGCCGCCCUGCUGGCCCAGCGCUUCCUACGGAAGUAGCCCCAACCUCUCCGACCCCACCUCCACCCACCGGGCGGCACCACAACCAAGCGCUGACGGACCGGCCGGGAUCGGACUGGAGCAAACCGGGGGGCGGUGCACGCCUGUGGGCGUGGCUAAAGACCUUGUGGAAAGACAGAGGACCCUGACUGGUGGUUCCAGGAUGUGAUGUAGCAGCGAGCGGCCUCACCCUUUACUCCCUACCCCAGCUGUCCAAUCAUAUUGCCUCAAGUCGGAUUACAUGAUCACAGACGUCCCUCCUUACCUCUAGUACUCUGUCAGUCCUCCCUGACCCCUCCCUGUUAACUAAGGCUUUGAAUCAAUCUACCUCUCUAUGAACGCCAGCCUUACUGCUCUGCAGAGGCUGGGUUGGCCUGGCAACCAGAAUAAGCUCCUCCCUACCCCCCAUCCGUAUUAUGAAUAAGUAGCAUUUUAACGGCCCUUUUGAAGACCUUAACUACGCCACACAUUAGCUUCCCGGGUCCUCAUCACCUCACCCCAGCGGUUACCAUGGAAACCUGUUUGAGCAUCCAGGCAGCUAGCCGCGGGCGGAGCAGAGCGGUUCUGUUCUCCAGCCAAAGCUCCGCCUCCACGCCACUGAGGAAGACGCACAGACGGUUUUACUUCUUUUUUUAAGUAUAUAAAUAUAUAUCGCCAAAAAUCAUGUCUUAAAAGAACCCGACACACGAGCCAAGGAAGGGAUUGUGUGCUAGUGUGAAGUCGUCAUUCAGAACGGACGGCUUCAGGUGCUGAUCCUUCAGCUACGUCGGCUGAGGUGAUGAUCCUUCAGCUACGUCGGCUGAGGUGAUGAUCCUUCAGCUACGUCAGCUGAGGUGACGAGUCCUUCAGCUACGUCAGCUGAGAUGAUGAGUCCUUCAGCUACGUCACCUGAGGUGAUGAGUCCAUCAGCUACGUCAGCUGAGGUGAUGAGUCCUUCAUCUACGUCAGCUGAGGUGAUGAGUCCUUCAUCUACGUCAGCUGAGGUGAUGAGUCCUUCAGCUACGUCAGCUGAGGUGAUGAUCCUUCAGCUACGUCAGGCCUCCCACUGUGAACCGACACAGGUCCUCCUUCACAGACUACAGCAUUUAUCUCGAUUAUUUUUUCCUGUUUUCUUUUGGAAGCCAUCUUGCUUCCCGUCAUCAGGGACAGGAUCUGGGAGAGGCGCCGUGAAGAGGCAGCAAAACCAUCUACAGUCACCAGAUAAGCUUCAUCUGAUGUUGGCAGGCAGGUGUUUAUCGUGCUCUCUGCGUUACUGAAGGGUUUGUACCGAGUGUCACUGCCCGUUGUAGGUCUCCUGUAUGAUCUCUAAACCGAUGGCAUGCAAAGUUUCCAAAAUGUAAUUUCUACUUUCCUCGAAGUUUAAUUAUUUAUUAAUUUUUGUAGAAUCCCUUUCUCCUGUAGUUUUGGAUCCUACCAUCUUUUCUCUCUGCUUUUGCCCAGUGGUGAUUUGAGUAAGUCUUUAAAGAGACAUAAAAUCUUUUUCUAUUUUGCAGUCUUUUCACUAUCUGCUUACAGCGCUGUUUUAAUUUAAUUUUUUCCCUACCAAAAUGUUUUUUCUUGCCAUGUUGCCACACUGUGGUUGAAUUUUAAGCUACACUAAUAAUGAGACUGACUUUAAAUAGUUAUAUUUUUUACAGAAAAACAAGCGAAUAAUAUCCACUUAUUAUCAUUAUUAUUAUUAUUAUUAGUUGGGGUGAAUGGUUGUGCUGAGGCUGACAUCUCUCCUGGCCAGUAUGUAAAUAAGGUCAACUCUCACUGUCAGCAGUACCGCUAUUUCCUAAAGUCUGGACCACACAGGCCUGUCAGCCACACAUGGACAUCCACUAAAUGCUUGUGUUAUGAAAGCCUUUUUUUGUGUCCUGUCAAUGUGAAUUGUGUGGGUAUAGAGCAGUAUUGUAGUUGCGUAGAAACAAAUGUUUUUCGAGCAUUGUAGCUCCUGAAUGCUAACUGAGUUAUCGUGGAAUGUCAGUCACCGUUUUUCAUUCGGCCGGUCGACUACUAAAGCUCUGAAGACUCAAGAGUUCCCUGCUGGGAAGGAUUCAACUGUUGCCCAGUAAGUGUUUGACAUUGUAUCACAACCCCACAUUUAUUGUUUCUUUUUCUACACAUUUGUUGGUAGACCGCAACUUGCUGUGGAUCUGAGGCAUGGCAUUAGUGUGAGUUUCAAGGUCUUGUAAAACCAACUAAGUGACUGUUGCAUGUAAUCUGGAAAGGCUACGGCAAACGGUGUGAAUUAGGAAAGGAUUCAAACCUUUUGUGACCUUGGGAACGAGGUCUUCCCGCCAUGGAGGCGUGGUGAUUGUGAAGUCUGAACACGCAUCCCCCCCCCCCCCCGAACUCUGGCAUGGAGAAACAAAAUAAACUGGGUAAUUGUACAGAUGGAAGAAAACAUGUUUGUAUAAAAGACAUAUUUUUGUACUACAUCAAAUCUCUCAUGCAUGUCAGCAAUAAACUUUGAUAUUCAAAA
Molecule: messenger RNA, 4137 nt
Organism: Gadus macrocephalus (Pacific cod)
Lineage: Eukaryota; Metazoa; Chordata; Actinopteri; Gadiformes; Gadidae
Gene: stk40
Product: serine/threonine kinase 40
Exons: 11
Coding region: 357-1670 (437 amino acids)
Biological process (GO): protein phosphorylation
Molecular function (GO): protein kinase activity; ATP binding
Source: RefSeq, a predicted model, not a curated record